AUGUCUCGACUUCUCACUUCUACUCUUCGAGGUCUCCCAAGAAUCGCUAAACCCAUAUAUACCGUACCUGGAAGAUCAUUCAUCUCUUCUUCUACCACAACCAGUUCUUCAUCUGCCGCUUUCGCUCAAGAACAACAAUCAUCAGACGAUAUGCCAGUUGCCGUUAAGACCGCUGCCCAAUGGGCUGAAUUUGGACGAGAUCACGUUUGUCAUGGGUUAGGUCGAUUGAGAGAUCACGUUAUUGUCAAAGGGUCAGGUCUGGAUCUUUACACCGCCGAAGGCAAGAAAUUACUUGAUUUCACUGCUGGUAUCGGAGUGACCAACCUUGGACAUUGUCACCCUCACGUAUCUCGAGCCGCUGCUGAACAAGUCAACAAUCUCGUUCAUCUCCAAUGCUCCAUCUCGUUCCACGCACCUUACCUUCAACUUAUCGACCGACUUCUUCCCGCCAUGCCUCACGAAUCUCUCGAUCAAUUCUUCUUCUGGAACUCUGGUUCCGAAGCUAUCGAGGCUGCCAUCAAGGUUGCUCGACAAGCUACCGGCAGACAAAACAUGAUCGUCUUCUCCGGCGCUUACCACGGUAGAACUAUGGGUUCAGGCGCUUUGACCAGAUCCAAACCUAUCUACACGCAAGGUACUGGUCCUUUGAUGCCCGGUGUCUUCUCUUCUGCUUUCCCUUACUGGCAUCAACUUGGUGUAUCCCCUUCCACAUCCGAAGAAGAACUUGUCCGAUUGGCUGAACACCAACUUGACUUGAUCCUCAGACAACAAGUCAACCCCAAAGAUGUCGCCGCUAUCUUCAUUGAGCCUGUCCAAGGAGAAGGUGGAUACGUCCCUGUCCCACCUGCGUUCCUUCGACACCUUCGAGAUGUCUGUGACAAGCACGGUAUCUUACUUGUCAUUGAUGAAGUACAAUCAGGAUUCUUCCGAACCGGAUCGUACUUUGCCAUUGAACAACUUACACCUGAGCUUCGACCUGAUAUCCUUGUUUUCGCCAAGGGAGUAGCGAACGGUUUCCCCAUCUCUGGUAUCGCCUCAAACAAAGAAUUGAUGGGCAAAUUAGAUGUUGGAUCUAUGGGUGGUACAUACUCUGGAAAUGCAGUUGCUUGUGCAGCUGGUAUUGCAUCUCAAGAAGUAUAUCAAUCUGGUGAAAUUGGUCAAAAUGUAGCUGAAAGGUCUAAACAACUUUACGCUGUCCUCAAUGGUCUUGCCGAAUCCUCAAAGACGAAACAUUUGAUCGCUCAAGUAAGAGGAAUGGGUUUAAUGGCUUCAAUCGAAUUCAGAAAUACGUCAGAUCCAUUAACUCUUGAAGGUAUCCCAGAAGGAACUGCCGUUCCCAAGAACAUUGGUAAACGAGUUCAAGAAUAUUGUCUUAACAAAGAUCUCAUCAUUUUAACCACUUCUUGUUUCGACACUAUUCGUUUCAUCCCGGCUUUAACUGUAAAUGAAGAAGAGAUUGAUAGAGCCAUGAAGAUCUUCACUGAAGCCGUUGAGAACGUUGCUAGGGAAGGUUAG
This is a messenger RNA of Kwoniella shivajii, 1515 nucleotides long. Its product is annotated as 4-aminobutyrate transaminase. Lineage: Eukaryota; Fungi; Basidiomycota; Tremellomycetes; Tremellales; Cryptococcaceae. The coding region runs from base 1 to 1515 and encodes 504 amino acids. The record is from RefSeq and is a predicted model, not a curated record. The transcript has 4 exons. Gene Ontology annotation, molecular function: pyridoxal phosphate binding; transaminase activity; identical protein binding.